Molecule: messenger RNA, 1106 nt
Organism: Hyaena hyaena (striped hyena)
Lineage: Eukaryota; Metazoa; Chordata; Mammalia; Carnivora; Hyaenidae
Gene: SELENOS
Product: selenoprotein S
Exons: 5
Coding region: 50-616 (188 amino acids)
Biological process (GO): retrograde protein transport, ER to cytosol; endoplasmic reticulum unfolded protein response
Cellular component (GO): Derlin-1 retrotranslocation complex; endoplasmic reticulum membrane; Derlin-1-VIMP complex
Source: RefSeq, a predicted model, not a curated record
CGAAGACUCUCGAGCUGACGCGGCCGGGCCGCGCAGGGUGGCGGCGGCCAUGGAGCGGGACGGGCAGCAGCUGUCCGCGCGGCCGACCCUGGAGACAGAGGGCUUGCGCUUCCUGCACGUCACGGUGGGCUCCAUGCUAGCCACAUAUGGCUGGUACAUCGUCUUCAGCUGCAUCCUUCUCUACGUGGUAUUUCAGAAGCUCUCCACCCGACUCAGGGCGCUGAGGCAGAGACAGCUGGACCAGUCUGCAGCGGCAGUGGAACCUGAUGUUGUUGUUAAACGACAAGAGGCUUUAGCAGCUGCCCGUUUGAAAAUGCAAGAAGAAUUAAAUGCACAAGUCGAAAAGCAUAAGGAAAAACUACGACAGCUUGAAGAACAGAAAAGGAGACAGAAGAUUGAAAUGUGGGACAGCAUGCAAGAAGGAAAAAGUUACAAAGGAAAUGCAAGAAAGCUUCCAGAAGAAGACAAUCCUGGGCCUUCUACUUCAUCCACCCUGCCGAAACGGAAGUCUGACAGAAAGCCUCUGCGGGGAGGUGGUUACAACCCUCUGUCUGGUGAAGGAGGGGGAGCCUGCUCCUGGAGACCUGGACGCAGAGGCCCGACAUCUGGCGGAUGAGGCUAAGAAUCUUGUUAGUGUCACUUUCGACAUUAGCAAGAUGAGUCCAUAACCCUCAGUUCAAUUGCCUUACGCACACUUUUCACAGUGACUGGCCAAGGGGAGUGGGUUUAUUUGUGAUCGUAACUACACCUGCAUCUUUAAUGGCUGAAGUCCACAAGGGAUAUAGACAUCACCACUAGCAGUAGGGACAGUUGGUCACACUUCACUAACUGUGGAUACAGUGACGGUGUUCAUUGAUUUCAUGAAAAUUGCUAGUUGGUAGAUAAAGCCCUCCAGGUGACUAACAGUCUUGAGUUAAAAGAGACCCAGUCAUGGUUCUUCAAGUUAGAAGUCCUUGCUGGUUGGUCAGUCUCUGUGCCAGGUUGCGUUGAAUGAUGUCUUCCUUGUAAAUGGUGAGCCCACCAGCGAGGAUUACUGAUGCCGACAGUCGAUGGGGUUGUUUCUGUAUAUUUAUUUUUAUGUACAGAACUUUGUAAAAAAAAAAAAA